Molecule: messenger RNA, 1077 nt
Organism: Populus euphratica (Euphrates poplar)
Lineage: Eukaryota; Viridiplantae; Streptophyta; Magnoliopsida; Malpighiales; Salicaceae
Product: ethylene-responsive transcription factor ERF016-like
Exons: 1
Coding region: 346-810 (154 amino acids)
Biological process (GO): regulation of DNA-templated transcription
Molecular function (GO): DNA binding; DNA-binding transcription factor activity
Source: RefSeq, a predicted model, not a curated record
GACCUGCCGUCAAUAAAAUUUGGUAACAAAGAAGAAUAUAAUCGACCCAGUCAAUGAGCACUUGCUUAGCUGAUAACUAUAAAAAAAGAGGCGCAUGGACGGGCGCACCCACGUGUUAACUUUUCCACACGGUCAUAAUAAUCUCGUCAACGUGUAAGCAUCUUGUAGCUCUUCGUGCCCCCAUCUCAAUCAAUAUGACAGAACCUCUCCACGUGACAAUCUUACAGGCAUCCGCUCCCUCUUUACUCAUUCCGUUUCCCACUUCCCGUGACGUUAUUUAUAAGCAUCCACCGUCUCUCUUCUUUGCAAGAUAAGAAAAGCCCUCUUGGAAGGAAAGGAAAAAAAAUGGCGAGAGAGAGAAGGGAGAGAAGGGAUCAUAACCAGCGUUACAGGGGAGUGAGGAUGAGAAAGUGGGGAAAAUGGGUAGCAGAAAUAAGGCAACCAAACAGUAGAAAUAGAAUAUGGUUAGGUUCAUAUAAUACCGCAGAGGAAGCAGCAAGAGCAUAUGAUGCUGCUGUUUUAUGUUUACGCGGGCCUUCGGCGACGUUUAAUUUUCCAUCGAAUGUACCGGAAAUUCCUGCAACGACAGAGAUACUGCCUCCCGCGCAGAUUAGGGAGGUUGCUUUGAGGCAUGCAAGAAGGGGGAGUACUUUGGAAGCUGCAGAGAGGAUUGUGGAAUCUGGGUUGUUUGAAGGGCCGUCUGGGAUUACUGGAGAGGUGUAUUUGGGUGGCGAAGGCGAUGGAGCGGAGAGUUUAGAGGGAGUUUCGAGUGGGGUAUGUUAUCAAACAUCUGGUGUGUGGACAGUUUAAGUUUGUUCGCGGUGCUUCUUCUUCUUCUUCUUCUUUACUGUCCCGUGACUUGGGAGUGUCGAUUGAGCUGAUAGAAUUAAUUGACAGAGAGGAAAGUUUUGGUUGAAGGGAUUGAUUGGAAAUUUGGGUUGCUAGAGUUGAUAUGUGUAGGGUCUCCCUUUUUCUUUGAUGUAAACAAGUAAAAAAAGGAAAAAAUGAUUAUACUAGUUUUUCUUUUUAAUGAAAUAACCAUCUUUCUAUGGCAAACGAAGAGGUUGCCUGCUGAGA